AUGCCGUCGCCAUUACGGAUAUCCGCGGUCGCGACAACAUUCCUGUUCCUAUCAACGGCAUGCCUUGGCUCGCAGUCAACCCCACAAAGGGCGCCGAAGGUCCUGUCGAUGCCCUUCGCUCGACGGGAGGAUGCCAGAACUCUCGAUAAAGUCAAACGGGAUUCGAUUUCGGUCACUUUGGGUAAUGCCCAGAGAGGCACCAGAUCGAUUGGUAUCUAUUACGUCAACACGACGAUUGGAACUCCAGGUCAGACAAUACAGCUGCAGUUGGAUACCGGCUCUAGCGAUCUGUGGAUGUUCAGUGAAGAGGCUUGCAAAAGCGAUGAUGUAAUGUGCCUUGGUGGUAUCUUCGAUCCAGAGGAGUCGAGUACCUACGAACUGUUAUACAACGGAGAAUUCAAUAUCAGUUAUGUAACACCUGGUUCUGGUGUCCAUGGCGACUACAUCCGCGACGAUGUGCAGAUGGCAGGGGCUGAAAUAAAGGGAUUGACAAUGGGUCUGGCGAAGAGGGCAAAGCAGGUUCCCACUGGCAUCAUGGGAAUUGGUUAUCGUGAAAACGAGGCUAUCUUCGCUCAAACCGGCGGUCGAAAUUCGUACCCGAACAUCAUCGAUCUAAUGGUCAACCAAUCUCUCAUCAAUACUCGCGCUUAUUCCCUCUAUUUGGACGACAAAGAUGCUGCUACUGGUAACAUUCUUUUUGGCGGAUACGAUACUGAGAAAUACUUUGGCGACUUGGCUCUACUUGAUAUCCAACCCGAUGAGAACAGGAUAAUAUCUAGCUUCAUCGUCGCUUGGACUGGGUUUUCAAUCACAACUGAAGGUGAUGGAGAGGUCCCAUUGACCACCCGCGACUUCGAUCAGCCGGCAUAUCUGGAUUCCGGAACCACCCUUACCGUCCUCCCUUCCCAAAUCGCCAACCAACUUAUCGACGCUGCCGGUGCCAUCUACGACGAGUCGUCCGGUAUCUACCUUGUCGCCUGCGACGUGGGAAAUGCAAAUGCCACUCUCAACUAUCAAUUCGGAGGCCCCAACGGUCCGACAAUUAGAGUUCCUUUCGGUGAACUAGUCCUUCCAAUUCGCGAUUCUAAUGGAGACUUCCUCCGAGCCGGUGGUAUUCAAUAUUGCCUCUUCGGCAUUAAGCCUGGCGAUGUUGGCGAUAUUCUCCUCUUUGGCGACACUUUCCUAAGAUCUGCUUAUGUUGUCUACGAUCUCGACGGCCAGAAAAUCGGUAUCGCUCAGGCCAAUACCGAUGCCACGGGUUCUAACAUCGUGGAAAUCACCGGACCGAUCGUCUCUGCUGCCUCCACUAUCGCGAACCAACCGACCGUUGCUGCCACCGCCACCUCAAGGAAUGCUGGUAUUGGUGGGUUCGAGACUGAUAUUGCAACUACCGGUCUAUCCGGCCCUACCGGAACCUCAAACAUUGGCUUCACUUUCGGACCAGAUGGGGGGACAACCAACACAGCUUCAACCUCGCCGAAUGGGGCCGCUGGUGUCGUUCCAUCUUUCGAUUUGGCUGCAUUCGCUGUUAUUAUGGGCAGCAUGGCGAUGGCUUUACUUGGCAGCGGCUUGUUCGUUGCUUUGUAG
Molecule: messenger RNA, 1587 nt
Organism: Orbilia oligospora ATCC 24927
Lineage: Eukaryota; Fungi; Ascomycota; Orbiliomycetes; Orbiliales; Orbiliaceae
Exons: 3
Coding region: 1-1587 (528 amino acids)
Biological process (GO): proteolysis
Molecular function (GO): aspartic-type endopeptidase activity
Source: RefSeq, a predicted model, not a curated record